Messenger RNA from Cornus florida, 507 nucleotides. RefSeq lists its product as uncharacterized. The transcript is spliced from 3 exons. The coding region runs from base 1 to 507 and encodes 168 amino acids. The record is from RefSeq and is a predicted model, not a curated record. Lineage: Eukaryota; Viridiplantae; Streptophyta; Magnoliopsida; Cornales; Cornaceae.
AUGGAUGUCAAAACAACCUUCUUAAAUGGUGACUUGCAUGAAGUGGUCUAUAAGGACCAACCUGAAGGUUUUCAGGAUAAAGGCAAGACCCACAAGGUGUGUAGGCUUAAAAAGUCCAUCUAUGGUUUAAAACAGGCUUCUCGACAAUGGUAUCUUAAGUUCCAUGAAGUUUUAACAAACUUUGAUUUUAAGGAAAAUCUAGUGGAUUCAUCUAUUCGAUUCUCUAAGAAUAACAAAACUACUGGAGGAUCGAGGCAUAUUGAUAUCAAGUAUCUUGCUGAAAUUGGGUUUAUCAGCUAUGGUGUACCAUACUUGGGAAGAAAGAAUGCCAGAAUCUUUAGAAGGAAGAAAGCUUCGCAGAAGGUUGUCUAUGCCAAGAUCUCUUCCACCAUUGCUGCUAUUUUGAAGCUUGGCUGUCUUAAGGAUUGCUCGGCAUCUAAAUCUAUCCUCAUGGACUGGAACAGCUCACCAUCUUCUACAAGACCUCCUCCGCGCCCUCCAGACUGA